AUGUCAUCAAAUAUCCAUCUAUACACGGCGCAGACGCCAAAUGGCAUCAAGAUCUCCAUCACACUCGAGGAACUCGGUCUACCUUACGAGGUCACCGGCAUUGACAUGUCCAAGAACACGCAGAAAGAACCCUGGUUCUUGAAGAUCAAUCCCAAUGGCCGCAUUCCCGCCAUCACCGAUACUUUCACCGACGGCGAAACAAUCCGUGUCUUCGAAUCGGGAAGCAUUAUGCAGUACCUGGUCGAGCGCUAUGACAAGGACCACAAGAUAAGCUUUCCUGCUGAUAGCCGUGAGCACGUUGAGGUUGCCUCAUGGAUGUAUUUUUUGAAUGCCGGAGUUGGUCCGAUGCAAGGACAAGCCAACCACUUCCACCGGUACGCUCCAGAACAAAUCCCAUACGGCGUGAAUCGCUACCAGAACGAAACCCGUCGACUCUACGGCAUCCUGGAUACCCACCUCGGCGAAAACAAAGUCGACUACAUCGUCGGCAACAAGUGCACCAUCGCAGACAUCGCGCACUGGGGCUGGAUCGCCGCCGCAGGCUGGGCUGGCGUCAACAUCGACGAUUUUCCGCAUCUCAAGGCGUGGGAGGAACGCAUGUGGGCGCGCCCGGCGGUGCAGAAGGGUGCCAAUGUCCCUUCGCCUUACCGCAUGAAGGAGCUUCUUGCUGAUAAGGAGGCCACGGAAAAGCAUGCGGCGGAAAGCAGGAAAUGGGUCCAGGCGAGUAUGAAGGAGGACGCCGAGAAGAACAAGAGCCGUACUGGGCAGCUUUGA
Messenger RNA from Dissoconium aciculare CBS 342.82, 774 nucleotides. RefSeq names its product glutathione S-transferase II. Lineage: Eukaryota; Fungi; Ascomycota; Dothideomycetes; Mycosphaerellales; Dissoconiaceae. The transcript is spliced from 5 exons. The coding region runs from base 1 to 774 and encodes 257 amino acids. The record is from RefSeq and is a predicted model, not a curated record.